Messenger RNA from Ostrea edulis (European flat oyster), 2258 nucleotides. Its product is annotated as protein THEM6-like. The transcript has 3 exons. The record is from RefSeq and is a predicted model, not a curated record. Bases 35 to 622 code for a protein of 195 amino acids. Lineage: Eukaryota; Metazoa; Mollusca; Bivalvia; Ostreida; Ostreidae.
GAUAAGCAGACAUCCGGUAUUUGAGUUGGCUAAAAUGAUCGUUGUUUAUCUUGUUGUAACAGCAGCGGCUCUUGCUCUGUUCGACAUUGCAUAUUUCAUAAGACUUGUCAUUUCAGGAAUUUUGUAUUCUCUAAAAUGGAAUCAGCAACCGCCCAUAUUGGAAGAAAGUCUGAUAAAUGGAUUAUGUUGGUUUAGCGAUAUGGAUGCCAACUGGCACAUGAACAACUCCCGCUAUCUCCGGGAAUGUGAUUUUGCCAGGAUGAAACUCCUUCUAGAAAAGGGCAUUUGGAAAGGUCUUCAAAAAUGCAACGCAACAAUUAUUAAUGGUGGUAGUACGAUAAGAUAUAGGAAAUCUCUACAGCUCUUUGACUUUUUCCAGAUAAGAUCAAAGAUUCUUCAUUGGGAUUCUAAGGCAUUUUAUAUAGAACACCAAAUAGUAGAAACAAAGACUAAUUUUGUGUCUGCUAUUGCAAUAGUCAAAAUGGUGGUGAAAGGAGCAAGUCCAGAGAGUGUCAUAAAUAACAUGAACUCCACCCUUCAGUCACCCCCACCACCCCUAGAACUACAAAGAUUUAUAGAAUUAAAUCAAAUCUCUAGUGAAAAACUCAGGAAAACUUUGUAAUUUUAUGUUAUCAAAAGAUUUUUAAUUUUAAUGAUUUUAUCAAAUUCAGCCUGUGAUACAUACAGUAUUAAUUAGCAUGACAAUCUUUUUUCUGAUCAAAAUUUGUUUGUCAAUUAUUGUAGUUAACUUUUCACAUUUGUUUUACCUGUACUCCAGAAUUAACUUCAACCAACCUUGGCACAAAGCAUCCUGGGUAAAGGAGAUUAAAGUUUGUUCAAAUGAAGGGGUCAUAGGUAACUAGAAAAUUGCGAGAAUAAGUUGGGGUUUGUAAAAAAAAUCUGAUCAGGACUUGACCAGAAAAUCCUAAUCGUGUAAAAGCUUUAUUUUUAAACCAUGACUCUGGGGGCAUAGGGGGACUGUAAUAGUUUUUAUUCAAUAAGUUUUAAUGUGGAAUAUGUAGAAGAAUCAUCUUAAGAACCACAAUAUACAAACACUAGAGAUUGUUUUUAGAAAAAACAAAUGUCUCCUCAAAUUCAAAGUGCUCCAUAUGAAACCUCCUCCCUUUAAUGUACUGCAUGUUAUGGAGAAGAAAGUAUGAGCAGGAACAUAGACAAUAUGAACUCCAAUAAUCCACAUAGGAAAAGUGUUCACAAACUAUUUUACACCUUCCACCCCUCAGAUCCUUUACAACUUUAAGGACAACAAUUGGAUCCUCCUGUCCCUGCAAUAUGCACAUCUACAAAUGGCAAUGAAGCAUUGUACAAAAUUCCAAAUCUAUCAGAUAAGCCAUAUAGGAGAAGUGUUCACAAUCUAUUUUACAUCCUCCACCCCUCUUAGAUCCACUAUAACUUUUAGGUAAAUAAUUUGAUCCUCCUGUCCCACCAAUAUGCACAUCUACAAAUGGCAAUGAAGCAUUGUACAAAGUUUCAAGUCUAUCGAUAAGCCAUAUAGGAGAAGUGUUCAUAAGAUAUUGUGACAGACAGAAAGUACAAAAACAUGUCUCCCCCAGAAAGAGGGAAGACAUAAUUAUAUUGUGUUUAUGUUUUAUCAACCCGUGAACACCAUAACCUAGACAUGGCGUUUAAAAUUCUACAUACUAGGAAUGUAUCUAAAAGAAAUCUACUGAAAUUUUCUCUCAAGAAAAGAACUUUGUUUUAUUGAUAUGCAUCCAUCCUCACGUAGUGUAGAUUCAGUGCAGCCACAUUAGAAUGACUCAAAGUUUAUAUGAUGAGGCAGUCAGAUUAUCUCUGUAUGAACACGACUCAGGUGAUGAAACAGAGUCAAAUUAUCUCUGUAUGAUUGAACAUGACUCAGGUGAUGAAACGGAGUCAGACUAUCUCUGUAUGAACACGACCCAGGUGAUGAAACGGAGUCAGAUUAUCUCUGUAUGAACACGACUCAGGUGAUGAAACGGAGUCAGAUUAUCUCUGUAUGAACACGACUCGGGUGAUGAAACGGAGUCAGAUUAUCUCUGUAUGAACAUGACUCAUGUGAGCACUGUGACUGAUGAGCCCUUUUAAUUUCUUGAUCAAUAUAACUAAAUUACAGCUCUUACCUUGAUGUAAUUUUUUUUACUGCAGUAUUAACUGUAUUAUUAUAUAGUAUUAUUACUGCAGUUUUAAUGCAGUAUUAACUUGACCAUUCCUUUCUGAAAUUGUCUACAUGUGUUCUGUAUUGAAUUAAAUAUUCAUUGUAA